UAUUGUGCUUUCGUUUAUUUUUGGCCCCUAGAGCUUAGUACAUUUCCUAUAUGGUUCUCCUCUAUUAUCACAUGUAAUCUAAGUGCAUAUAAAGGGGUUUUCAUUGUAGAAGAAUAGUCCAACCGUAAUAGACCUUAAGUUUCGUUUCCUCCGUUCUUACCGCUUCCGCAGAGACAGCUGCGCUUGCUUCAUAUAAGCCAGUGUAGAUCAUAACUGACCCUUAUUGUACAUCACCACAGAGCUCACGGUACCAGAGUUAAGAAACAUGAGCAGGAAAAAGAGAAAUAAUCAGCUCUCUAAGGCUGAUUUGCGUAUAGUUGGAUUUGACUUUAUAGAGUUUCUGGAAGAAAGCGAAAGGAGAUCCAUUAUUGAUAGAACACUUCUCAAAGACAUCUACAAUAAAGAGUUCCGAGACAGAGACGGAGUCAGAGACCCAAACUUCUCUUCAGUCCUCUUUGCAUUGAGAAAUUGCAGAAAAGCGCGCAUCACCAGAUCAGGACAUGUUUACUUCAACACCAGUGUCAGAGUGCAGCAUGAUCAGUGGUUUAGACCCCGUCACAGACAGCACAACCAAGCUACUCCCCCUCUGAGUAAUGGUAGCUCACCGCCACCCACCAGUGCCCAGGUUCCUAACCCAACGUCAGUGCCAGGGCCAGAAGAUGGAGUUAGAGCAAGGAGAAAACUGUCGAAAGACCUCCUGCGCAGAAUAAACACAACAGAAAAGUCUGUGUUUAUCGCUGAUAAAGGUGGGGUGCGGGUGUCCUCAGAACUUCAGAUAGAGGAUGGCAUGAUUCAGCUCUUUGUGAAAAAGGCAGAAAUUCAUGAACUAAAGCUGUUUGUGGAGAACACGGGUCAGGCGCCCGUGUAUUUCACAUACUACUCUGCUCUUCACUGGAUUCAGUAUUUCAUUCUGGAAGACAGCAGAAGAGUCACACGCAACAAUCCACUCCGUCUGGAGCCAAGUGAGAAAUAUGAGGUGACCUUAAGAUUCAAAGCAGAACAAAUAGGAGUUUAUUCAGCCACUCUGGCAUUUGAGUUCAAGGAAAACACCCAGCCCGCCACCCAUCCUUUCCACAUUGUUCGGUUCAUUCAGGCAGAAUACAGAUCUGAGCUUGCAGCUCUGCUGGGUCCAGUAGAACCAUUCAGACCUAAGAGGCUUGAGACAUAUGAACCUGCCUGGUGCAACAUAGAAGAGGGGAAUAAACCAGAGAGUUCUGCCCAAAACCUUUUGGAGUUUGUGGUGUCACUGGAUCACUACAUUCGUCCUUCUUACAUCUCUGACUUAGCCGAGGUCCUUAAAGGCAACCGUUCUUCUCCGAAGCACCAGAAACAGAAGUCACUGCUGGAGAGUGAUCUGAGUUUUCAUAACUAUAUGGAUCGCUUUGAUUUACUGUUGUACCUGGAGGAGGAUCAAAUGUGUCUGGACAUCAAGAGGUAUGACAAAAAUGAUGUGUCCAUGGUGAAGGACCAUAAGGAAAAAGGACUGCUGGUCUUAGAGCUUCCUGGCGUAUCAGAGAACAGACCAUCAGUGCUGAGGGGAGAUCACCUGCUUCUCACCAAGAGUGAGGAGGUCAAACGCUCAACUGUGACCAAAUACAAGGGCUACGUCUACAGAGUAGAACUGGAUCAGGUCAAACUGCACUUCUCUAGAAGGCUGCUUGACGAUUUCAUAGAUAAUAUGAAAUUCCGUGUGGAGUUUACAUUGAAUCGUCUCCCAUUAAGACUGCAACACAGAGCAGUACACAUGGCAGUCCAGCAUGAGCUCAGAGAUGUGCUGUUCCCUGUGGGCUCACGGGACGUGACCCCUGCGUCUCCACCUGCACUGAGGCUCUUUGAUCGAAAGCUGGACAAUAACCAUGAACAGAAAACUGCAGUAUGUCACAUUGUGGCCGGUACGUCCAAGCCGGCACCGUACUUGGUGUUUGGACCUCCUGGCACUGGUAAAACUGUCACGAUAGUGGAGGCCAUCAAACAGGUGGAGAAAAAUAUACCUGGUGCCUUUAUCCUAGCUUGUGCUCCAUCUAACAGUGCAGCUGAUCAACUGUGUGAAAAGUUGAUCACUAGUGAACAUGUUGAUGCAGGGAAAAUAUACAGAGUCUACGCUAGCUCACGCAACCCAAAAGAUAUCCCUAAAGUCCUAACGAAAAACAGUAAUGUAAAAGGAGACACAAUUAUUUUCCCAUGCAAAGAGGAUCUAAUGUCCUACAAGAUCCUGGUCAGCACUUUGGUCACCGCAGGCAGGCUGGUGGGUGGGGGUUUCCCUGUGGGUCAUUUUUCGCAUAUCUUUGUGGAUGAGGCAGGACAUGCUGUGGAGCCAGAGACCAUCAUCAGUGUGGCAGGACUGCUGAAUGCAAAAACUGGACAGCUUGUUUUGGCUGGUGAUCCCAAGCAGCUGGGGCCAAUCUUGAGAUCUCCUUUUGCCAUUAAAUAUGGACUUGGUCUUUCCUUGCUAGAGAGGCUGAUGACACAGAAUGAACUUUACCAGAAAGGUACUACAAAAUACGACAGCCGUUAUGUAACCAAACUGCUGCAGAACUACAGGUCUCAUCCAUCCAUUCUGAAGAUUCCUAAUGAGUUGUUCUAUGAUGGGGAGUUGGUGCCAUGUGCAGAUGAGAUCAUCUCCCGCCAGUACUGCAUGUGGGAGCACCUGCCAAAAAGUAAAGUUCAACAGAAAGACUUCAGGGAUCAGGGAUUUCCUGUGAUUUUCCAUGGAGUGAUCGGAAAGGAUGAGAGAGAAUCAAACAGCCCCUCCUUUUUCAACACUUCUGAAAUCGAUAUCAUGAUCGACUACCUGAAGAAGCUGCUCCUGACACAGGCCAAGAAGGGCAUUGCAAAAAUCACCCCCAAAGAGAUUGGCAUUAUAGCCCACCACAAGAAAAAGGUGGAGAAAAUCAGGAAGGCCAUUAAGAUGCAUACUGAGCUUAAAUCCUGUUUGGGCAUUGAGGAGAUGAAGGUUGGUUCCGUGGAGGAGUUUCAAGGCCAGGAGAGGAAAGUGAUCAUUGUGUCAACUGUUCGCAGUGACAAGAAACACAUCAUUUUGGAUGAAACAUUCAGCAUUGGGUUUCUGAAGAAUGAGAAGAGAUUCAAUGUGGCAGUGACGAGAGCAAAAUCCCUGCUCAUCAUGGUGGGAAACCCCAUCAUUCUACAGACAGACGCAAACUGGGGCAGGUUUAUUAAUUACUGCAUUGAGAAUGGAGGUUACACUGGAUAUGAUAUUUCCCAUUUGGAGGAAACAGAGGCGGUUAUUGAGCGCCUGCUCGCUCUAAACAUCAAUGAGGAGACCAUAGUGAAAACAGAGGAGAGUGUGGUCCAGCAAUAUCUGAAUCCUGAGUGGAGACAUGACCAUUAAAUGAAGUGCUAUUAUUAAAAAGCCUCCUAGUCAGGCCCCUCUCAUUAGCAUAACCACACCCCUUUUCCCUUCCCCUUGCUGAAGUUAGUUAGGGAAAGUCUUAAUGAACUUAGAAGUUUAAUUUUAAUUCAAAAACUGCACUAUG
This is a messenger RNA of Cyprinus carpio (common carp), 3494 nucleotides long. Its product is annotated as putative helicase mov-10-B.1. The record is from RefSeq and is a predicted model, not a curated record. Gene Ontology annotation, molecular function: 5'-3' RNA helicase activity; RNA binding; ATP hydrolysis activity. The transcript has 22 exons. NCBI's taxonomy places the organism in Eukaryota, Metazoa, Chordata, Actinopteri, Cypriniformes, Cyprinidae. Bases 266 to 3349 code for a protein of 1027 amino acids.